Molecule: messenger RNA, 2062 nt
Organism: Hypoxylon trugodes
Lineage: Eukaryota; Fungi; Ascomycota; Sordariomycetes; Xylariales; Hypoxylaceae
Product: MFS general substrate transporter
Exons: 2
Coding region: 342-1820 (492 amino acids)
Biological process (GO): transmembrane transport
Cellular component (GO): membrane
Molecular function (GO): transmembrane transporter activity
Source: RefSeq, a predicted model, not a curated record
UCUUUGUCUCGCUCGGAACACCGAGCUCUUUGCAUUCUGGCUCGCGGCCUAGAGCAGCGUAGCUUUCGGCUUUGCCUAUACUGCCAGGCUGCCACCCAAACAGCCAAUGCGACAAAGUUCCCUCCCGUAAUCGGCAGUAUCCCGUAUGAGGCCCACAAUAUACUGUGCCUAUGCGGCGGUCAUGCAAGGUCAUAAUUGACAAUACCGCUAUUUCGCUACCAACAAAACAGAAACAAUGCGGGAUCCCAUCGAGGUGCAUCUUUAAAAUGAACCGCCUCCCUUAAUCCGAGUCAAAAUGAAUUUAGCUAAGCACGCUAAAUUCGAGAACAUCACAAGGCAAAAUGGCUGCUCAAGAGGAUGUCGAAAAAUCGUCAACCCGGGCUGAAGCGGUUGAACCAAUUGUCGACGCUAAGAAUGAGGAAACAGAUCCUUAUUUAGUGACUUGGAAUGGUGAUAAUGAUCCUGAGCACCCUUUUAAUUGGCCUUUGCCGCGAAAAUGGGCAAUUACUAUCCUACUUUCGAAUGGAGGGUUGGUCACUCUCAUGUCUGGUGCGAUGCUAGCACCGGCUCUUCAGAGCAUAGCAGCAGACCUUCAGACCGGUGAAGAAGAGACACAGAUAUUUCUAAGUAUCUUCGUUUUAGCUUUUGCUUUCGGUCCUAUGGUCCUCUCGCCGCUUGCCGAAGUUUUCGGGCGCCGGCCGGUUUGGAUUAUCUCAAGUUGCUUCUACAUACUUUGGAAUACGGUCGCAGGGUUCGCAACUACCCCUGGGCUGAUGAUUGCGAGUCGCAUUCUAUCAGGAAUCGGAGCUAGCGCUGAGUUCGCUAUAUCUAACCCAGUCCUUUCCGAUACUUGGGUACCUGCGCAACGUGGAGCGUCAUUUACCGUGGCGACAUUCGUCCCUCUUCUAGGACCAGCAAUUGGGCCGAUCGUCGGCGGUGCCGUUACACAGUCAAUUGGAUGGAGAUGGACAUUCUGGAUCCUGUCAAUAUACGAUGGACUUCUUGUAGUCAUAGCAAUAUUCAUCUUCACAGAAACGUACGAAGUCAUCUUGCUCAAUAGAAGGGCAGCCAAGUUACGGAAGGCCACCGGAAAUCCUUACUAUACCAACACACACGGCGCAUCCGAAACGCUGAAGGAUAGACUCUCUCGGUCUCUAACCCGACCAAUACGCCUACUCUUAACGCAACCCAUCCUACAAGUCGUCGCAAUAUUCCUAGCUUACAACUUCGGCAUGCUCUACCUUGUCUUGUCGACAUUUGCAAGUCUGUGGAUUGAUCGAUACGGCCAAACCGAGACCCAAAGCGGAUUGAAUUAUAUCGCUCUCGUCAUCGGCUAUACUAUCGCAGCGCAAGUUGGUGGUAGAGUCAUGGAUCGCCUAUGGGCAUAUCUAAAAGCCAAGGCUGGUAAUAAUACCGCUCCGGAGUAUCGAGUGCCUUUGAUGGUUCCCGGUGCCAUUCUGAUUCCUCUAGGACUACUUUUCUACGGAUGGACAGCGGAAAGACAACUGCAUUGGAUAGUCCCAGAUAUCGGCAUUGCUAUCCUCGGCUGUGGCAUCAUCAACAACACACAGUCCCUACAAGCAUAUGUAAUGGAUGCAUAUAGCCAGUACGUCGCCUCAGCGUCAGCGGCUUCACAGUUCCUGCGUAGCAUAGCUGGCUUCGCCUUUCCCAUUUUCGCACCAGCCAUGUACCAAGGCCUAGGUUACGGUUGGGGAAAUAGCGUCCUCGCGCUCGUAUUUGUCGUUAUUGGGUGGCCUGCCCCUUUUCUCUUAUGGAAAUACGGUGCUACAUUGAGGGCGAUGGGGAAGGCACAGCAUUGACCAGUAACCACAUUGAUAUACAAGAAAAAUGCACUGGGUUGUUUGCUGGGUAGUCGUGGAGGAACAUUUCAAUUUUCGUCCGAUUUACGGCGCCUAUAAAGUAUCUACCCGACUGAGAGAAGUGAAUUGUCUGCUUCAAUGAUUCCACAAUGUACACGAAUCAAACAUCUUUCCCUCCCAUCAUAAUAAUAUAUACAUAUUUAAACCUUGGAGAUUUAAUAUACAUGCCUUGGCAACUAGAA